UUAUAACGGUUUGACAGUUGUGUCUGGCCCAGCGAUACAUGAAUAUUUAAUCGUGAACCGUCGCUACCCAUGAGACGUUCGAAUACUGCCGCGUUUUGUCGAUAUCCGUCAACGGAUAGAUGCAUGGCGGGCACUUCGCGCGCUGUUCAAGAUGGCGGCUCCCUGGGUUGGAGUUUGUUUGUUUCUGUGUUGUGCUGAGCUUGGUUAGCUGAAGUUUGGAUUCUCAAAAGAAAAGUUUUCAGUUUUUUCUUGUACUUUGUAACUUGUGUGUUCGUAUUUCGUGAAUUUCGUUUUUGAUUGCCUCUUACGAUUUGAGUCGGUGGAACGACACGAAAGUGCCACUAAGUGACGUCCUUGAGACUAACAAGAGAUAGCAGCGAUUCAGCGUAUAUAUAUAUAUAUAUAUAUAUAUAUAGCGAGAGCUGGAAGUGGAGUGGAGGUGUACACCGAAAACGAAGACACCUAACUCUACCGAGAAACCUUUAACAAAGUUGAUUUAAACGUUUGCGAGUAAUUUCUCUUGUGUUGAUCGUCAACAGGAAGUUAAGGGAACUUCGCUGCUUGGCGGCAGCCGGCGCGAAACCGAUAUUCUAAUCUGGUUGCUGGGCUUUCUUGUCGCUUUCAGUGUGUGGGUGUGUAUUGCUUGGUGCGUUGUGUUGUUAAGUUGAGCGGGUACUGCGAACGGGAUAAUGGUGCCAAUUCGAUAAGUCGUUAGCGGGGCGCUCCCAGGGGAUGCAGCUGAACCGAUGCUAGCAACAGGAGCGACCAGCCAACGGUAGCAGCGGUAAGAUGGUUGGUGCGCUACCUGGCGGAGGGACGCAGCGCGUGAAGUCCGAACAUCCCCAACAACAGCAGCAACAGCAAGCCCAACAGCUGCAGGCGUUGCAGGUUGGCGGCGAUCCACAGCAGCUGCAACAACAACCCGGUCAUGUUACCGCUAGGCUGUGCUUUGUUUGCGGUGGUGCACCUGCCCGACUACCGCUUCCUAGCCGGCAGCUAUUUGACGCAUCUGGAAAAUGUCUACCGUUCUUCCCAUUUCUUGAAAAGCACCCUGCACCACCAGGUGCCGAAGUUACGUCCCCCGAAGGUUGUGUGCUUGCGUGUAAUGUGUGCUACGCACUUCUGCUGCAACAGUGGGAAAGCUACGAAAUACAGCGAGUGCCACUGUCCAAGCGGACGUAUUGGCUGAAACGACUCGAUAAUGGACCGUUUAGUGGGCUUGACAUUCGCGCAGAAGAAUAUCAACAACAACAACAGCAGCAACAGCCGCAACAACAACCACACAUGAAACAGCAGGCGCAGCAAACACCGUUGCAUCAUCAGCAACAACAAAUAGCUCACCAACUGCACCAGCACACGCAUCAACAGGGACCGCACUCACAGGGACCGGGUUAUCCUCCGCCAGGCUAUCGGUUGACACCUACGCCUACUCGCGAGUCUAAGGUUGACGAAGUUGGGGGCCGAAGCUCACAAGGAUGCCCUCCAAACGGUCAAAACAUUCUCGACUUGUCGCGGCCAGCAGGUCGGGCUACGCCGGAAAAGCCGAAUAAAGCCAAUAUUGUCAAUAACAACACAAUCGCUUAUGACUAUUCAAAACAUGCAAAACGUCCUGUAGAAUCUUCGUCUCCCUUGAGACGAGAGACGCGCACUCCUGAAAUCCCACCGCCUAGGGACAUGACAGCUGAGACGUCUGAUGUAUGUUUUGUUUGCGGGGGACAGGUACCCCGGGGGACAUUACUUAAUAUUUUUGCCAAGCCCAUUGCGAAUUGUCCCUUCUUUCCGAGUUUAUUGCAACAUGAAAAACCAUUACGAAGCUUCCCAAUCGAUCAGAAGAUGGGUCGAGUAAAGGCGUGUACAUCAUGUCAUGCGUACCUUCUACAACAAUGGGACACUUAUCAGAAGCUCAAUAUUGCACCAAGCGAUCGACACUAUCAACUCCCGCCUCCAAGAGCCUUCGGAUGUCCUGCCUUACCACCUGGAGCCCUUCCUCCACCCAAUAUCGUGCAAAAAGCAGCGGCCGCGCCUUCAGCCACUUUCGUGUGUUUCACUUGCGGGGCAGAGUUACCAGCUACUGGACAACGUACAGUGCCCACGGCUCCUGCAGGGGGAGAAGCAUAUUUUGGCUUCCUGCGUUUGCUUAGGCCACCACCAGGUGCGCAGCCUUUAAAUGCGCAAGGCCUCGCUACAAUUUGUUCGCCCUGCCAGAAGAACCUGCAACGGCAGUAUCGUGUAUUCGAGAUCUCCAAUGUACCUGAACACAAAAGAAAUUACAAGAUUAUGAUUAAUGAAGCCGAAGCUAGUUCAGGACCUUCGCCGAUACCAACUGCAGCGCCCCACAAGCCAGUAUUACCGGCACAAAACACAAGCCAACAAGUUACUGUUCCACCUCCAUCGCACAAACCCGCAUCGACGAACCCACUGUCGAGGUCAACAACGGGGCCACGUUACGUUGGAUGUUACAUUUGCGAGAAAAUUGGACCCAUAGAACAGUUGAUUCCCAUAGAUACAAAGGCACAGCGUGAAAGGAGUGCAUUUUUCCCUGUUAUUGAGGAUCUGCCCCGUCCGAUCGCCGCUAUGCCAAUGGAUGGAGUAGGCCGAGUUUUGCUCUGUGGAGAUUGUCGUGGUAAUCUUAUGCUUCAGUGGAACACGUUUGAAGCUUCUGGUAUACCGUAUCAACAUAGAGUUUAUCAGGUAAAUUCGGCUCCUUCACCAACAACGUCAACCUCGCAGCAACAAUCGAGACCACCGGUAAUCACCGCCCAACAGUCGACUGCACCUACUCCCGAACCUGGCGCUAAAGCAGCUGGAUCACUAUCAGGUUUGCGCGUUCAGGUGGCGUCUCCGCAUACAACAACCGAAGCCGGCGUUGCCACAACUUGUUCGUCCCACGUCCACCCGACGCCCGGUCCGCCUGCCCAAAUGCAAACGUUGCUUACUACCGUUCAAACGGCUCCAACGUCGACGGGACCCGUCGUUAUGCAGACGCCUCUGAAGAAAACAUACUAUGGCCUAGAUCUCAAGGUGAAGCCACGAGAAGUGCUGGCACCUGUAACGACGUCAAGCUCAUCACUUGUCACACAUCUCCCGUUGCCUCCAGAAAUUGCUGCCGAACAUGAUUGUUUCCUUUGUUUAGAACGUACUCCGGACAUGUACAUGAUCUGUGCUCGACAGGUGACCGAGAACGCGCCUUUCUUCCCUCUUAUUGAACGACUGGCCAUAGCACGGGGCUCGCCGAGCCCUUGUCUGGUAGAUCCUGCCGGAACCGUAUUUGCUUGUAGCUUCUGCUAUCAUUCGUUGAUGGAGCAAUGGAAAGCGUACGAAUUGUCUCCGCAUGUAGAGGAUCGCGAUCGUUCUGCACGAGUAUACAACGCACAUGAUUUUGUUUGCUAUAUUUGCGGUAUCAUUACGUACCGGAAGCGUGUACGGUCAAUAACAGUAACCGACUUCCCAUUCCUUAUGACACAUCCUCGACCAGGCGGCGCUCUGCAGUUACAUCAAGCCGAAAGUGUUGUAACCUGUUUGACAUGUUUUGAAGGACUUACCAGUCAGUGGAAGGAGUUUGAACGACUUCGCGCACCUCUAGAAAUGCGGAAGUAUAAUUGGAUCACGAUGCCACCUCCACCAGAACAGGACGAGGACAGUAAUGGAGCAUCAUCGUCGACAAGCGGAUACCCCGGUCAUUCUAAUGGGCUACCCCCAGUACCUGGAUCUAAAGCGGGUUCGGGGCGAACCCCAGCGGCUAUUACUCCGCCCUGUCAAGGAGCGCAGGGACCAUUUGGAGGAAUGAACGGGGCCUUCCUGCCGCAGCCUCCCAACGCAGCUCAGACAUCGGCACAGCUCAGUAAUGGACAAGUGAAUACAGUUCGCACAUCCAGCUUUGCGGCGGCACUUCGCAAGCUCGCUAAACAAGCUAUCGAUCCCACGGCCGCAAGCAAAGAACCUCGUUCCCCGGGAAGUCGAGCGCCGCCGAUAUCAUCAUCUCCCAUUUCCAAUGGCGCGCCUGUGGCUCCAACCAGCUGUUCCCCGACUGCCGUUUCUUAUUCAUCAUCGUUUAUCUCAUCUUCGUCAGCGGCAAAACGGCCUACGGGUUCCUUGGGCCAGGGACUGUGUGCGUCGCCAGGGGCCGGAUCAGACGCACGCAAACCCAUUGACCUGACAAGUACAACGCCCGAACCACCUACGCAGACAUCCGCACACCCCCGAGCUUCUCCUCAUAAAAAGCAAUCACAGCAACAGCAGCAGCCUUCGCCCAGCAGAGGAUUUCAACCGUACAGGGCGGGUAGUGGCUCAUCGAUUAUCUCUAACGGGUCGUCAUCAUCGUCGUCAAGCGUUGUCGUUCCAUCAACAGUCCAUCCGGGAGUCGCAAGUACCGGCAGUGCAACAACUUGUUCAGCCGGUUCAAGCAGCACUAGCGCUGGGGGUGCUGGCGGAAUUUCCACUGAUGGUCCAACCGCCUCACCAGGUCUGAUUCCGCAUCCAUCACCGCUUCCACCCCCAUACGAUUACAACCAGUAUUUGUUGCAUCAUCAUCCAGCGUUCCGUCUCGAUGACCCCGCGAUGUUUCUAGACCCGCGGUAUGCGGCCGCGGCGGCCGCAGCUGCCGCCGCUGCUGCAGCCACUCACGGUCAUCCCCAUUCACAGCUGCAACAGCAACAGGUUGUUGCAGCGGCAGCUGCUGCAGCUGCCGCCGCUGCCCAACAACAAACUGCGCAUCACCAACAACAAUCACAACAACAACAGCAGCCAACGCAAUUGCAACAGCCUUUCAAUAAUCCCUUUAGCCAUCACUCACUUCAGCCCGCAGUAUCCCCGAACGCUAGUGGGGGUGGCUCGGUUACUAGCCGCAAGGAUGCGACGGAAUCCACAGCAAGCAAACAGCAACAACAGUCGUUGGUACCAUCGACGUCGCGAGGUUCGAUUAUACAGGGUACGCCGCGCUCAGAACCGACCUCUGCGAUCGGGGGAGCUCCUGGUCAGCCUGGAAGCACGUUUGCUGCUGGACAGCAAGAUUCAACAGCAAUGGAGAGCACAAAUGGAAAUCAAUUCGGGCCACCCAGUUCUACACAUCCUGACCCGGCCUGGUUCACAGCUGCCCGUCUCGAAAUGGAAAAACGUAAGGACUACGAACUGUUUCUUCGAGAGCAAGCCGUUGCCGCUGCAAGUGCUGCGACAGCACGUGAUUGCUCCACACAAGAACCGCAACAGGCACAGCGUAACCAAUCGCAGAAUCAAAGUUCGCGCAGUUCAGCAUCUCGUGCCUCUAUAGGAGGUCCGGAGAGCAGUAGUGGUCGCAAGUCUAAUAGCUCGUCCGGUUCUCUUAGUAUGAGCGGUGGCGUUCAGGGGGGCUGUCCUGCAAUCGCACAACCCAUCGGAGGCCUUCAACACCACCUUAGUUCCAAGUUCCAGCAGGUGACACCGCACUCGAAUAGCGGAAAUAGCACGAAUGGAAAUGGUGGCAAAAUGCCAGGUCUACCUGCUGUUACAGGACCCUUGACGCCGGGUCUUCCCCUAAAUGCUGGAACAGCUGGCGCGUUUUCACACGUACUGCCAAAUACGUUCAACGAAAACAACAACAUAAUUCAUUUUGGAGAAGAGGGUAUGCACGCGCGUCUGUUAGAGAGCCAAAGCCAGCAACACCAACAGCAGCAGCAUAAAUUAGUAAAGCCAACUGUGAUCCAGCAAAAUGGGAUGAUGCCACCGUUUUAUUCGCUUUUUUCUGCCGAUGCUCUACUGGGUCAAUCGGGCUUGCCAUUUAACCUCACGCAACCGACACCCCGCGUGUCAACUGGUUCUAGCGCACCUCCGGGGUAUCCUGUAGCCUCUAUUAGUUCACAGGCUCUCGUGGGACAAGGUAACAUCGAUGCCCAAGCAACUAUUGAAGCGCCCCUAUUUGGGUUAGAGUCUCGAAUCGAGGAACCUGACGAACAAGGUGUAAUAUCAGCUCUCGACCUUCAAAUGAAAAAUAAGGACUGCAUCGGCGGAUACGUUGAAAGAGACCUCGAAGUUUUUAUUGUAUCAUGGGCUGGGCCUAAAAUCAAGAUGGAAUGCAGUGAAGAGAAACUCGCCUUCCUUAGUGGUUUAGGUUUGACAAUGCAUUCAAACUCGCGGCGCAUUGCCUUUGAGCAAUUUAUAGAGCGAAGGAAGCGUUUGCCUCCAGACGACCUAAUAAUGGAAGAAACCUGCGAGCUCCCUCCAACAUUCUGGAGCAGGCUGCUCUUACUCGACAAGGAACAGCAAAAUGAGAAUAAACCCAAAGUGGAAGCGCAAAAAGGACCCGAUGAACCUGAAAGUCUUAAAGCGAAAUUACCCCCACCAGCGCCAAAGUCCCCCCCUGCGACACACUUCCUGCAAGCUCUUGAUUUGGCUCCAACGGUGGAAGUCGACCGAAUAGAGACGGAGGUAAAAUGGCGAACCGUACUUAAAGAUCGAGCACGACGCUAUAAUUUGAAAGUGCCUGAUCGACGACGAAGAUGCAGAUCGCGCGACAGGAGCAGCGAGGAGUUCGAUGAGACUCUCCUGAAAAAGGCUCGAUUUGACCCGAAAAGCUUUGCCCAGGAGUUUCACGAGUCGGUGCUGAAAGACACUAGGGAAAAACUUCGUUUUUUAGAGCCUGGAGGUUCCCCAGAAGUCUUAUUCAGUAACUAUUCGCUGAGUCCGUCCGAGCGAUACACCGAUACGAUAGCUACCGCAAUGGCACGAAGCGAUGACGUACGGAAUACGGAGCUCCGGGGUCGGAGACCUCAUCCUGCCUUCAGUAUCCAUUUUCUCGACCUCGGCGCGAGUCCGCCACGUGCUGAUAGCCCUCUUAGCGGUGAUGGCCGUCGUAGUCCGUUUACGCCACAGACACCGUUCCUCGGAGGGCCUCAUGAAUGGCCAGGCGUCGAAGCCAUCCUUAUGUUAUAUCAUCGCCAUCAUGAGCUACGCAACAAGGAGCGGAUGUAUCUCAAAGAGAAAAUGCAGACUUUAGCUGAGCGGAAAGAACAGUUGGAGAACGAACUUGAACGAGUUAAAGCUCACAUGCAGCAACUGGAAGAGGAGAGUCGUACCGAAGCAGAAGCCUCGGAAAAGAAACAAUUAGAGGCGCAUAAGUUGCUAGAGGCACUCGGCGGAUUGCGCCAGGGAGCGAGUGGCACCGCUGAUGACAGUAAUUGUAACACUAAUUAUAACAACAACAGCAGCAGCAGCAGCAGCCCUAGUAACAAGAACAACAGCGACAGCAACAGUGAUAACAACAACAGCGCAAACACACAUAUCGCGCCACCGCUGCCACCGCCUCCACCACAAGCAACUGAAGAAGCAUCGCUUCCCAAUGGACACUUAUAGAAUUCGGCUUCGCACCCCCAAUGUCCUUGUUUCAAACAGGCGCCGCCAAGAUCGACGAUAAUAAUCACCUGACGAAGAAAAUGGUGCUGAUGCUGAUUGCAAUGGUAAUGGCGGUAACGGCGACUAUGAUGACGACAAUGGAAGGGAGGAUGAUCUCUGUUGUUUUCAGCGCUAUGCGUAUGCGCCGCAAAUACAAAAGAACAAAAUAAUACAAAAAAAAAAGAUAGGCACACCUUACGAUCGGUGCCUGCCAUCUGUACAGUGUUGAAGACUUUCACACGCGUUUGCCAUGGACCGUCCGCGCUGUCAGAGGAAUUGACCCCUAUAGGGUGCUGAUAAAGGCCGACCAACAUUGAGCGAAUACGUAGUAAUACUACAUAAAGAUGAACCGAUACACGUUAGUGUAAACUUACAGGACGGAUAAGAUAAAACUGAGAAGCAUGAUAUGAUUAUAUUCCACACAAUAUUAUUGUAAGGUAACAUGCGCUCUGUAUUUAUACCUUUGGGGACUAGAUCGAGCGGGUUUUUAUGAAUGGAUGAAAUGCGGUCGUAAGCCGACCCGCUGCGUAGGUGAAUCUGCUUGUUUACACACAGACGAUACAGUGACGAAAUGAGCUUUGCCAUUGACAGAAACGGAAAAAAAAUGGAUAGAUCCAGAUAAUGUCGUCUUCAUUCUAUUUCAUUAGUUCUUAUGAGGAUGAUCUUGUCGUAUGUAUCUUAUAGUCAGUGUUUUGUUUCAAUUUGGUAUAAGAUCAUUUAUAUUCAUAUAUCACGUUCUAUUUUGUAUUUACUAUUGCUAUUGCUACGUUAUGAGGACAACAAUGUGACCAAUUAUCGCUUCGCCCUUUGUAAGCGCAUUGGACUUUAGUCUCGGCAAAGCAUGAUCUUUAGCAUGCCAACUUUUGCGAAAUCCUCUGCGAAUCUGGGUGCCUAUCAAGCACUGCUAAAGAAGUUAUUGGUAUGGCAGUUACGCGAUGAAUUAAUUUAAAAAUCGAAUUCAAAGCCCAUAGCUUGCCUGGAGGGGACAAAAAAUAAUCGCCUAUAACAACUAUACGCUACAAAUACACAUAUACAAAUAUUGUCUAAAAAGCUAGAUUACUUAGCCAUUACCAAGACCCCGAUUGUUACUAUCAAUAUAACGAUUAUUGUUUGUUCUAGUGUCAGCGAAGGACAGCCAUCAAUUACGCAGAUCUUGAUCAUUUUGUUGUACAUACAUACAUAGCAGAAAAAUGUGAAGUUUUUUUUGCUUCUAUUCUUCUUUCUUUUUUAUUCU
Molecule: messenger RNA, 8596 nt
Organism: Varroa destructor (honeybee mite)
Lineage: Eukaryota; Metazoa; Arthropoda; Arachnida; Mesostigmata; Varroidae
Source: RefSeq, a predicted model, not a curated record